AUGGUGACCGCGAGCUUCAGCCGGAGCACGUCGGCGCGGCUCACAGCGAGGGGCGGCGUAGGGAGCCCCCGGGUCUCGUCCGCGGCGGCCGCGCACCGCAAGUGGUGGGGGUCACCGUCCGGCCCGUCUUUCGAGAGCACCGUCGCCCUGGCCCUUUGCCUGGCCUCCGCCGCGCUCGUGCUCUCCUGCGGCCUGUACCUGUAUGUUUCCCGGUACCUGGGCCAGGGCCAGGGCCGCGCGGUCGCCGAGUUCGCCGGCGACAGUCUGGACUCCUGCAACGUGUUCGACGGCAGCUGGGUGCGGGACGAGAGGUACCCCCUGUACAACAGCUCCGAGUGCCCGUUUGCGGAGAGGGGGUUCAACUGCCUCGCCAAUGGCCGGAGGAACACCGAGUACCUCAAGUGGCGGUGGAAGCCGCGGCAGUGCGACAUGCCGCGCUUCAGCGCCCGAAGCGUGCUGGAGUGGCUGAGAGGGAAGAGGGUCGUGUUUGUGGGGGAUUCAAUGAGCCGAACACAGUGGGAGUCCUUCAUCUGCAUGCUCAUGACAGGGGUGGACGAUCCCAAGAAGGUUUAUGAGGUGAAUGGCAACCAGAUCUCGAAGACGAUCCGAUUUUUAGGAGUGAGGUUUGAGUCAUUCAACCUCAGUGUGGAGUUCUUUCGAUCGGUGUUCCUUGUGCAGCAGACCCCUGCUCCUCCUCUACAUGUGACAAAAAGGGUCCGCGCGAUUCUCAAGCUCGAUAAGAUGGAUGAUCUUAGCAGGAAAUGGGCGAACGCUGACGUGCUUAUUUUCAAUUCAGGACAUUGGUGGACUCCCAGCAAAUUAUUUGACAUGGGUUGUUAUUUUGAGGCUGGAGGCUUGCUUAAACUGGGAACAUCAGUUAAUUCUGCUUUCAAAAUGGCACUGGAAACAUGGGCUUCAUGGGUCAAGGAAAAAGUGGAUUUAAAACGAACACGUGUCUUCUUCCGGACAUAUGAGCCAUCUCAUUGGAGUGGCUUGAACCAAAAGGUAUGCGAAGUAACAGAAAGACCUACAACCGAGGCCAUAGGAGCUGACAGGAGUGAAUUUAGGGAUAUACUUGCUGAUGUUGUUGCGAACAUGAGCGUUCCUGUCACUAUACUGAAUGUGACUUUGAUGGGGGCCUUCAGGAGUGAUGCGCAUAUUGGUAUUUGGAGUCAUCCUUCUACCAUACUUGAUUGUAGCCACUGGUGUCUUCCCGGAGUUCCAGAUGCUUGGAAUGAGCUAAUAUUUUCUCACCUUUUGACGGAUGUUGCCAUCAACGAGAGGCAAAGGCAACCCAAAGAGGAAAGCGUGCUGCCGUGCGGUUCCGCGAUUUCAAGUGCCCCUGGACCUAAACCCUAG
Triticum turgidum subsp. durum (durum wheat) is the source of this 1359-nucleotide messenger RNA. NCBI's taxonomy places the organism in Eukaryota, Viridiplantae, Streptophyta, Magnoliopsida, Poales, Poaceae. The record is from the annotation of a GenBank genome assembly.